Messenger RNA from Venturia canescens, 2989 nucleotides. Its product is annotated as hydroxylysine kinase. The transcript is spliced from 3 exons. The record is from RefSeq and is a predicted model, not a curated record. Gene Ontology annotation, molecular function: amino acid kinase activity. Bases 644 to 1723 code for a protein of 359 amino acids. NCBI's taxonomy places the organism in Eukaryota, Metazoa, Arthropoda, Insecta, Hymenoptera, Ichneumonidae.
AGCGAAAGCGAGCCUUGAGCGAACCUCAGCGUCUAACCGACAGCGCCACUUGUUGAGAUCGCAAUAAUUUCGAAAGGGCAUUUCAUUGACAUAUGUAAUUUGAGUGCAUGCUAAACUUUCUUUGGUUAAACGUUCGCACGUGUAUCCAGCAAGAAAACGUGUUACACACGAUAGGCUCGAGUCUCUUCAUAAUCCGAACGAAAAGUUUUCACCUAUUUGUUUAUCGCGGCGUCAUUGUCGUCUUUGCCUUGAGCGUCAACGAAUAAAGCAUCGAAGCGUAUGCAUGUUUUGUACAAGUGAACGAUUUUAUUUUUGUCGUAGAUGCAAGUGUGUGUUUGAACCAGUUUUUGACGAGAACAAUAACGUGUAGAAAAUGAAUUCACUAUUUUUGACCAAUAAGAGUAUCCAUUGUUCGGAACAGUGACUUCGCCCCGUCAUGCGGACUGUAAACAACGCUUUUGUAGCGCUGGAAGAAGGGCUUUUGAAGGGGGAAUAUCUUUUCUCCAAAGGUCUUCGUCGGCCGUUAAUGAAAAUCACCUUUUUAUUGAAACUGAGUAAGAAUUUAAUAACGGCGGAUUAUUAUUGAUGGAAAUGGCAAGCAAACCGUGCUUCAUGGUGUUUUCGAAGACAAAAAUUUGUCAUCAUGGCUGAUCAAGGUAUUUUAACUCCCGGACAACAAAUAAAACCAAAACUCGAUGAAAAAAAAGCCAUUGAACUCGUUACUCGUUUGUACGGUUUUAAAGUUAAAGAAAUAAGCGAACUGAACGCUUACGACGAUAAAAAUUACCACGUCGUUUGUGAAGACUCAUACGAGAAUCAUCACGUCGCGAAAUUACACGAACAUGGAUACGUUCUGAAAAUUAUUAAUUCGUUGGAUUCUCGAAACAUUGGCUUCAUCGAGGCACAAAACGAAAUGAUGCUUUUCCUUCGCCAGCGGGAAAUCCGGUGCACUGUUCCUGUGAAAAAUUUACAGGGCUCGUUUUCUGCUGUCGAAAAUAUUCCUACGGGAUCUAACGUGGGAUACGUGGUACGACUUUUGGAAUAUCAGCCAGGCUCGACGCUCCGCUCAGUUCCAAUAACAAAAACGUUGCUGCGAGACGUUGGUCAAUUCGUUGCUCGUUUGGGGGCGACUCUGUCGAAUUUUUCACAUCCGGCAAUAGAGAAACGUAGCUUUCUGUGGAUGUUGGCUGCAGUGCCAAAACUUCGUGAUUACAUGUACGCGUUAAAUAACGAAGAAGAUCGAAAAAUGAUAGCCGAAGUGGUGAAGCAAUUUGAGACUCAGGUUUUUCCUGUAGUAGAGAAACUAGAACACGGAAUAAUUCAUGGUGAUUUGAACGAACAAAAUCUUCUGGUUAAUGCCGAGGGGACGCGAGUGAUCGCUGUUAUUGAUUUCGGCGAUUCCCAUCGAGCCUGCACUGUUUUUGACCUUGCCAUUGCCGCUUGUUACAUGAUCAUCCAGACGCGUGACAUGUUUGCAGCCAAAUACGUUAUCGAGGGCUUUCAAAGUGUCAAAAAAUUGAUAAAUAUUGAAAAAAGUAUUAUGAAAAUUUGCGUUUGUGCCAGACUUUCACAGAGCCUUACUCUCGGCGCUUAUUCUUACAUGCAAGAUCCUCAAAAUGAAUAUUUACUCGUUACACAAAAACCUGGAUGGGAAAUGGUGAAAAAGUUGUGGCCAAUGUCCGAUGAAGACGUUAUGAAAAUUUGGGGCCUCGAGAAUUCGUAAGUCUGAAAUCGAACGAUUCGUGCGGCAAUGCCGAAAAUUAUAAGUGACGGAGUGGGGGAAACAGUAGGGUCAAAUUGAUGAGGAAGGCUCCAAAUAAAAUACGUGAAAGGGACAUUGAAAAAUGAAAUGAAAUCUGAAUAUUUAAUAGAAUUUUUUUAUACUCUCCUUUAAUUAAGUGAGCCACUUUUUUUCCGUGUAAAUUCAUCUCGAAAUUAUACAACGUUGAAAACAAAGGGAAUGCAAAGAUCAGAUAAGAUUCUUAGCACAGAGAUCUUUAUAUCUUAUCGGUGGUCAUCCGCAGGUUUACGCGACGUUGAGAGGCUCGUGAAUAUUUCAGUUAUUUCUGCAGCUUUGCAAUCCGUUGUGUUCAUUUUAAAAGAGAAUUGAAAAAAAAUUGGGUAAUUGAAAUCCUCGAAAUUUUCAGAUAUUCUGAAUGUCAAUUAAAUCGAAAGCUUUGCCAUUUCGAAACAUUCCGAAUCGGUAUAAGAUGAUUGGAAUUUCGAAUAAAAUAAAAAAAUUAUAGUGUUUGAAAAAUAUACAAAGUUGACGAGAAUUUCGGAUUUUCUGAAAUUAUUGGAAAUCCAACUAAACCAAAUAAUCAAUUUUAUCUUAAAAUAUUCGAAAUUAACGAAAAUAAAAUUUGUAAUUCACCAAUUUUUUAUUUCAUCGAUCAUUGGUGAGGACUGAAAAACUACGAAUUGCAAAUUAGCCAGGCAACAGAAUUAGAGACUUACUGGAAUUAUUGGAGAGUUUUUUAAAAUCACUUCGUUGCAAACUUCAGUGUCACAAAAGACUGAACAUCCGUAAAUUAUCGAACUUCGAGUAGCGUAAAAGGUAAAACAAAAAAAAUGAAAUGUUCAUUACGCGAAUGGAGAGUGAAAGAACGAACACGUCAAUUAUGCAGUGAUAUACAUCGUCUCUCGUUUUUAUUAUUUUUUAAAUAUUAUAACUAUUAAUAUCUAUUAUGUAGGCAGUUACAUAUUUACAUAUAGAUGUAGUGAACAAUAAUAAUAAUAUUCUUCGUGUAAUCCGUAUUUUGCGUGUGUUAUAAUUUUACAUAGCGGCAAUGUGUAUGUGUUAUUGUAUAUAUACAAAAGUUUCCAGGCUUGUCGAUAAUUUUCAUAUAUUUUGUUAAAUUUUGAGUCGUUUAACAGUUACAGUGCGAUUUGCAGUCGUUGCUAAUCGUUUAAUUCUUAUUCUUUUUGUGGAGCCUCGUGUGGAUUUGGUGUGUGCAAUAAACGUGUGCUUUUACACUGGGAAAAAUGA